GGGAUGGCGUGGAAAGGAAAGGGUUAAAGGUGGGGCCCGCCCUACAAACGCGCGCACACACUCCUUACUCGGACCCAGUCACACGCGUUUCCCUGGCACUUAGAUGGGGCUGUGGGUGGUGGGGGGGGGGAUUGGAUCGGAGCCUGCGCCGGAGCCCUUUGCACCCCAAGCUCCUGCAGCCCGGCCUGGGGGCCCCCGCUGUCUGAACUCACAGCUCCCCGCUGAGCCCCCUCUCCGGGGCACACACACGCUCCAGCGCGCGCACACACCUCGAACAGUCCCCUCGCUUCUCACGUGACACGCGGCCCGAACGUGCCACCCUGCCCACGCGCUCACGCACGCGUGCACACACACCAGCCUCCCGGCCGCUGUCCCACUCCGUCCCGACGCCCCUGCGCCCCCGAAGGCACUCAUUGACUGACACACCUACACUCAUUCACAGACGCACACUCCCCCACAUACGCCAACCCCAGACACACAUUCAUAACCAGGCCUGCAAGAAGUACACACGCACCCCCUCACUGCCUACUCCUGCUUUCGGGAGGCUGAGUCAUUCCUGCCUCCUAGUAGGUUUCCCCAUUUCCUGGCGCGCGGGCACCCUGAGACCGCCUUGGGAAUUCGUUUGCGUCCCCCUCCACCUAGGCCCCCUUCUGCAGUUUGCGCCCCUUGACACUUAACCAAGGACUUCCUGUGGGUCCCAGGUCAGGGGUGAAGGGAUCCUGGACGGCUGCCACAGCCCCGGUGCGUCCGGGGGAGGCGCUUCCUUUUCCUGAACUCUGGGAUCCUGCGGGCGGAAGCGGGGAAGUUGGGCGGGGGUGCAGCAGAGGGCGUGCGGACUGUGGUGCAGCCGACCCUCGCGCAGCUCUGGGCCUUCCUUGGGGAGAAGCUGGGGUGCCAGAGGCCCAGGCUGAGGAGCUGGGCGGCGAGGAGGCCCCUUGUGGGCCGGGGCCCAGUGGUCACCAUGGAGUCCAUGUUCGAGGACGACAUCAGCAUCCUGACGCAGGAGGCCCUGGGGCCCAGCGAGGUGUGGCUGGACGGUCCCGGAGAUCCCUCUCUCGCGGGCGACAUGUGCUCUGCUUCCCACUUUGCCCUCAUCACUGCUUAUGGAGACAUCAAGGAACGGCUGGGGGGCCUGGAAAGGGAGAAUGCCACCCUCCGCCGCCGCCUCAAAGUCUACGAGAUCAAGUACCCACUGAUCAGUGACUUUGGAGAGGAGCACGGCUUUUCUCUGUAUGAAAUCAAGGAUGGCUCCCUGCUGGAGGUGGAAAAGGUCAGCCUGCAGCAACGGCUCAACCAGUUCCAGCAUGAGUUACAGAAGAACAAGGAGCAGGAAGAACAGCUUGGAGAGAUGAUCCAGGCCUACGAGAAACUCUGUGUGGAGAAGAGUGACUUGGAGACGGAGCUGGGGGAGAUGAGGGCCCUGGUGGAGACGCACCUGCGCCAGAUCUGUGGUUUGGAGCAGCAGCUGCGGCAACAGCAAGGCCUCCGGGAUGCAGCCUUCUCCAACCUGAGCCCGCCGGCAGCCCCCACCCCGCCCUGUGCUGAUCUGGACCUGCACUACCUGGCACUGAGAGGGGGAUCUGGCUUGAGUCAUGCAGGCUGGCCGGGCUCCACGCCCAGUGUGAGUGACCUGGAGCGGCGGCGGCUAGAAGAGGCUCUGGAGGCCGCGCAGGGAGAGGCCCGGGGGGCUCAGCUCCGGGAGGAGCAGCUCCAGGCUGAAUGCGAGCGGCUGCAGGGGGAGCUGAAGCAGCUGCAGGAGACCCGAGCCCAGGAUCUGGCCUCCAACCAGUCGGAGCGGGACAUGGCAUGGGUGAAAAGAGUUGGGGAUGAUCAGGUGAAUUUGGCGCUGGCCUACACGGAGCUGACGGAGGAGCUGGGCCGGCUUCGGGAGUUGAGUUCCCUGCAGGGGAGAAUCUUGAGGACUCUAUUGCAGGAGCAGGCCCGGAGUGGCGGCCAGAGGCACUCGCCGCUGUCGCAGCGCCACUCUCCGGCCCCCCAGUGCCCCUCCCCCUCCCCGCCUGCCCGAGCGGCGCCCCCGUGCCCCCCGUGCCAGUCCCCCGUGCCCCAGCGCCGCUCUCCCGUGCCCCCAUGCCCUUCGCCGCAGCAGCGCCGCUCACCAGCCUCGCCCUCCUGCCCGUCGCCCGUCCCGCAGCGCCGCUCGCCGGUGCCGCCGCCGUGCCAGUCCCCCAGCCCGCAGCGCCGCUCCCCGGUGCCCCCCAGUUGCCCAGCCCCGCAGCCUCGGCCGCCCCCGCCGCCUCCGCCGGGCGAGAGGACGCUGGCCGAGCGCGCCUACGCCAAGCCGCCCAGCCACCACGUGAAGGCCGGCUUCCAGAGCCGCCGCAGCUACUCGGAGCUGGUGGAGGGCGCGGCCUACGCGGGCGCCUCCCCGCCCUGGCUGCAGGCCGAGGCGGCCACGCUCCCCAAGCCCCGGGCCUACGGCGGCGGCGAGCUCUACGGCCCCGGCAGGCCACUCAGCCCGCGGCGCGCCUUCGAGGGCAUCCGGCUGCGCUUCGAGAAGCAGCCGUCGGAGGAGGACGAAUGGGCUGUGCCCACCAGCCCGCCCAGCCCAGAGGUGGGCACCAUCCGCUGUGCGUCCUUCUGCGCUGGCUUCCCCAUCCCAGAGUCGCCCGCCGCCACCGCCUACACCCACGCCGAGCACGCGCAGUCCUGGCCAUCCAUCAACUUGCUUAUGGAGACAGUGGGCUCUGACAUCCGCAGCUGUCCCCUCUGCCAGCUGGGUUUCCCUGUCGGGUACCCAGAUGAUGCCCUCAUCAAACACAUUGACUCCCACCUGGAAAACAGCAAGAUCUAGGCCGCCACCCCGACUCACUGGCUGUUUCUCUGUCCUCUCCUAUCACCCCAAACACUCACUUUGAAUGCUGCAUGAAUCUCGUGGGGGGCCCCUGCCCCUUGCGACCCCCAGAUACCUCCACUAGCUACCGAGUCAACGUGUGUGCCGUCUUCCCUGGUCCAGGCACCACUCAGCUCUGGCUCUUCCUGGGAGGUUAGCCAAGGCUCCCCCCACGCUCCUGGUUUCCGCUUCGGAGGUGGGGACUUGGGCUGGGAUGGGGACAGCAUACCCCUCCCAGGCCUCUCCCUCUGCCUGUCUGUUCUUAAACAGAAUUGGAUCCAAGAAGGUAUCUAGUGCUUGGGCCUGGAGUGGGGGGAAGGUGUUAGAGGACUCCAGGAGCUCCUCUACCCCUCCCCAAAUGUCCAUGUUUCUUAGACCAGGCUCUGUCUGGGGAACACCCACAGGCUGUCUUUGGGGUCCCAGGGCCUGCUCUGUGCACUGACUCAAGUAUCUCCAUCCCGUGGCCAGCUUAGGGCUCAUGGCAUGGGCCCCCACUGGGGGAGGAAGGCAUCUUGUUCCUUGCCAUUCUCCGUAGGCCAGCCCUGUCCUCCUUUUCCUGUUCUGUCCACUCUGGCAAAAAGGGAGGGGAGGAGCAGAGAGGGAGGAUUCUGGAGGACUGGGAAGAUCUAGCCAAAAGAGGCUUCUCAGAGAGCCAGAGCCCUGCACCGUGCCCCUAUGGCCAGGGGACUGUCUUCCAGCCUCCCAGGCCCAUGCCCUCCUUCUGGCACCUCUGGUACUGAGGCACAGAUCAUCAAGGCAGAUGCCCCCUCAACCCUUAUUCCACGGAGCCCCUGACACCACAGGUGCCCUGGAGCCCUUGUGUGACUCAGCCUCUGUUAGCUGGGUGGGUGUCAUCAGCCCCUGCCUCCCAGGCCAGAACCUGAGGACGGGCCCAGGGUGCUGUGGAGAUCAACUUCAAAAGAGCUAACCCCUUCCCACACCCCACCCACCCAGCUACAUUUCCUCUGUGAAAUCUACCUCAGAGUCAUACCCUCAGAAGGACGGGUAAGCAGGAGGCCAGGGGGUCCCCAGGGCUUGAGGUAGGGAGCCUCCUAUGGCGAAAACCUACUACCCCACAAUGAAUCCACCCCCCUCCACUGCGCGCCUCUCCCAGGUCUCAGCUCCAGGCGAGGAGCAGUGGCUGCUACUGAUAGCGCAUGUCCCGCUCUGAUCCAACUCUUCCAGGCCCCACCUCCCCGCACCCCUCCCCUCCAUAGAACAGGGGAGUGAAGGGGUGUGUUGGGCAGGGAAGGAGCAAAGGACACUUGUCAUUGAACCCUGAUCGUCCCCAGGGAGGGGAAAUGGGGAAGGGGGCCUGGAGAGGGGAGGCGGGGGCCCCUGUGCUCUCUGAACAAGUUGAAAGUCCAAAUAAAACUUACCUGUUCCAUCUGC
This is a messenger RNA of Cebus imitator (Panamanian white-faced capuchin), 4243 nucleotides long. RefSeq names its product TBK1 binding protein 1 (gene TBKBP1). Gene Ontology annotation, biological process: canonical NF-kappaB signal transduction. The coding region runs from base 962 to 2812 and encodes 616 amino acids. The transcript is spliced from 10 exons. The record is from RefSeq and is a predicted model, not a curated record. Gene Ontology annotation, cellular component: cytoplasm. NCBI's taxonomy places the organism in Eukaryota, Metazoa, Chordata, Mammalia, Primates, Cebidae.